Messenger RNA from Scatophagus argus, 4508 nucleotides. RefSeq lists its product as uncharacterized. NCBI's taxonomy places the organism in Eukaryota, Metazoa, Chordata, Actinopteri, Scatophagidae. The transcript is spliced from 5 exons. The record is from RefSeq and is a predicted model, not a curated record. The coding region runs from base 2950 to 4143 and encodes 397 amino acids.
AAGAAAAGAAAGAAGAGACUAGUAACAGUAACAGGUGCUCGUCACUGAGAAUUAGAUCUGGUGUGUUUUAUUUGGCUCAACUGGACGUCAGAUAAAACGUCUGCGAGCAUUCAGACGCUAAACUGGCUGAUGCUCUCCAGGAGAGCGAAACAGGCUGCGGUGCGGACAUGUUUACGUUACGGUGUCGGCUCAGUGAGUGGGUUGCACUGUGGUGAGCGCGUUCGACUACCUGUUGCCUCAAGAGCUUCGCAUCCGUGUGCUCAGAAAGUCACCCACUCAUGAUUCUAAUCACGCAUUUGCUAAUAGGCUGUAGGUGAGGAAACACCCACACACAUUUCCUCCAAGUGCCCCGGCACAGCGGAGGCCUGUCCCCGCCAACAUGCCCAGACUGAAAAACACUCAUGGGCGAGGGAGCAGCUGGAGGUUCGCCCCUUUGGAUGCAUCACCUCCCGGGUUGAAGAGGGAGCCGACUGAACACAGCACAAAGAAAAUGCUCGGAGGGGAAAAAGUAAAAUAAAAGAUAGCUGAGUGCUGCUUGUGACUGAGUCAUGUUGGUGUAUGGGUGAGAAUCUCAUGCCGCUGUGGCUCCAAAUGACGUCACCAGCACAAGAUGGCCGCGCUCGUACACGGGACCAUUUGGCUUUGUUUCUGGACUAUGGGAGGAAGUGGAGACGCGACGUCCAUCUUUAUGUAUGUCAACGAUUUUGAUGAUUUUGGAUUAGACGAAAAGGUUAGAGAUCACCAAACUUGUUACAGUUCAUCCUAUGGGGAGCGUGAGCGUUUGUGCCAAAUUUCAUAGCAGUACGUUUCCAGUCUAAACCGCAAAGGGCAGCCUGGUGGUGGUGGUGGUGGUGGUGGUGGCAGUAGAGGUCAGGAUCACCAAAGUCAGGUUCAGUGUUUGGGCACCAUGAAUUUCUGUCAGGACAAAAUGUCACAGCAACCGAUCAAAUAGUCAUAGAGGUAUUUCAGACACACAGUGCAUACCAGCUUUAAUGUUCAUUCCCCCCCGUGUACCUUCUGGUAUGAAUGUUUCAGCACUUGAAAAUCUGUUACGCCCCUUAUGAACAAUUCAUUUCACUAUUUCAGAUUCUGUCUGUUAAUUUGAACAAUACUGAAAUCUUAUUUUGCAGCUACAGAUGAAUGUGAGGCAGAAACUGCAAAUCCCCUUUUUAGCAGCAAAUGCGGGUUCAUUGUUAGCCACGAUGCUCAGUCUUUUCUGAAACGUGAUAUGUCACCAGCCAAGACGUUUUCUUUACUUUGACUCCAGAGAGAGAAACGGACGUCACCUGCCCGAGGGUGAGGAACAGGUGAGGACAGCCGAAAUGAGCUCGCCACAGCCUCAGAGCCACCACCUUAAACUGCAGAAGAUGCCCUGGCAUCUCAGCAGCAGAAGUAAAAUGUGACUCUAAGAUUUAGAAGUCGUUUUAUGUUUCUUGUCAUUGUCAGUUGCCACAUAGUUGACACAUUCAUGUUGUAAUAUUAGCGAUAUCUUAAGGUGUUACUGUUACCAGUUUUAAAUUUUAAAUGAAGUUCAUUCAGGUGUUCAAGUUAAAUCCUGAGAGGUUGUUGCCACACAGGAUUGUCUUCUUUCUCCUUCUCAGUGUGGCUAAAACAUUGAUACAGACAGAACAGAAUUACCGGUAAUAAAGUUUCCAGAGUCAGUUCUUACAGCUUAAGCUUCGUCGUGGAACUUUUUAGCAAACACAAUAGGCAGCCUUUCGCUAAUUAUGUGAGUUCUUAAGAACACUAACUUUCUCUUCUUCGACUGUAGCAAACUGCUGGCACUUCUCCCACGCUUACUUCCUACAACAAAGUCACUAGACUGUGUCAUCCACACAGGUUACCCAUGAAGCCACCUUCCUUAAGCAGAGAUCUGUAUCAGUUCAGGCUUUUGACACUGUAUAUUGGCAAGCUGUCAUUUUUUAAGCAGUUGUCUGGGCUGUAUUUGGCCUACCUAUCACAUUUAUUGACGCACAUUAUCGCAUGGUUUCUGAGAAACUGACGAUAGAAGGUGUAUCAGUUUUGUGUGUGUGUGUCUGUAAAGUUAAGCAUAUGGGAUAUCAUGGUUCAGAAGCGAUUCAUAAAUAGGAGAUUGGUAUGGCCUAACGUGUGCUGCCUCCUGCGCACCACAGUCCUAUCUUAUACCCACAAAUCUAACAUUUCACCCUUUCAUACUGUGUUCAAAUGCAUUUUCUUCUUAUUCAGUUCUGUGUGUUGUACAUUAGGUUUCGGUAACAUCUAAAAUGAUAGGCUGUCAAGAUAAGAGAUCAUAACCUAUUUCUCUGAAAUUUAAAAGGUCUUUUAGAAGCCUGACACGAGAACAGUUACAAAUGAGCCAAUAAUUUUGAUAAAUGGUGAAUCAUUUAGAGUGUUUAUCAAGCAGAAAUUCCAAACAUUCAGUGAUUCAAGCUUCUAAAAUGUUUUUGCUGCCUUUACUGUUUUAUAUAACUGAAUUUAAUUAAGUCUUAGCAGGGAAGGGAAUGAGCAUUUUUAUAAAAUAUUUUUUGACAUUUUUCAGACUAAACAAUUCAUUAAUUAGCAAUCAGUGAAGUUAAUCCAUAAUAAUAAAGAAACGUCUUUACUGAAUACCAAUAUUUUUCUGCCCGUGCAAUCACCAAUGGGUCUGUAAUGUUAGUGUGAGCCACAAGGCGGCGCUGUGGCUGCCGAACAAACCGGUCUGCCUUGGACGAAGAAGAACGACGCAGGAGGCAAGCGGAGGCGACCCUGCAUCCCUGUUGUAGUAUAUUUAGCGUUUUGUUUUACGGUUUUACAUUGAGGACACACUUCGGGUUUCGGUGGUAAUAGAGAGUGUAUUGUUUCUGGAGACCGUCUGCGAGCGGCUGAUGUCUCAGUGAGCCUCGUCGUCUGAUAGGCGAGCCCUCUUGAGGCUAGCUCGGUCUGACGCUCUCCGCACAUCUUGCUAACAUCAAAACAGGUCGACUUGGAAAAAUGAAUCUGGUCAAAAACAAAACUUUGCACCCGCACCUGCGCGACGAGGAGAUAAUCGUGGUGGAAAACGCCAUCCGGCUGGCGAUAGACUCCAUAAUAAACGUCCUGUACGGUGUAAACAGUGCCAGGACCCAUGAGUACCAACGGAUGGUGGCCGACAGGGACAAAGAGAUCCAGCGGCUGGAGUGCAGGCUGAAGGAUAUAGAGCAUCAGCUGCAGGCUCCGCACAGACAGGGACAGGGAUGCACGUCCGGGAUGCUUGAAGAAGCGACCGGCUCCCACAGAUUCAUCGGAGCACAGAGCCCCGGUGGGCCCCAGCAACCAGAGCAGGACGGGUUUGAACCGGGCUGCGCUGACAGAGAGACGACCGCUGGGCAGCACGAGUGUGAAAUGAGUAUAUCUUUGGGCCUUUUUGCGAGACCCCCCUCGCAGGUCUCCUCCAACAGCCACGAGUCGGCUGUUCCGUCAUCCCCCAGCAGGAUGGGUCUGGACCAGAGCUACACCUCGCACUCCUCAGAGUCCUCCGGCGUAUCAGAGGCAGCCAGGAACCUGCCCACAUCUCCCAGCAGCCUCGUCGUCAAAGAGGAGCCGUGCGACAUGGACACAGUCUUCAUCAAAUGGGAAAUGAGUGAAGAGGGAUUCAGGGAGCAUCCGGAGAGCACAAGCAGUCCAUGUCAGAACAAAGAGAGCCCCAGUGAAAAAGGGAAACUGGAGGACAGAGGGGGGAGAAGGAUUGUGGAGAAAGCUCACGCAGACCCGGAUGGACAUCGCAUCACUGAGGGAGAACAUCUGAGGAAUAAGAAGAAGAGCGUGCCGAUGUCCGAGUUGACGGAGGAGGCUCAGAGACUGAAGAGGGCAGCCUGGAGGGCAGCAUCCAGGCGGUAUUACGCCCGAAAAAUAGCCCGCCAGCAGGCAAACCCGCCCUGCCCCGGCCCCUUGCCCCACAUUACGGACUCACAGUACUCGCAGCCCAUCUCUGCGGUGAAUAAGAGAAGGAGGACGCUGAUAUCAGAGUUACCUGAUGAGUCUCAGACGCUGCAGAGGGAGGCGUGGAGAGCCGCGUCCAGGAGGUAUUACGCCCGAAAAACCUCUCACCACCAGACGGAGUCCGCUCAGUACGCACACCUGCUCCAGAACACAGAGCCGUCUGAAGAAACACUGGGGCCUAACAGUGGAGGAAUAAUGUGCAGUUGAUAGACAGCAACACUGCUGAGGUUUUCUCAUUGUGUUAUGCUCUGGUGAACUCUGGACUGUCAGCGUGAAUGUUUGGAGUUUGUUACUGUUGUUGGCUGAUUGGUGCAGGUGAUGUUGAAGAGGUCUUCUGAUCCAAAUGGUCUGAACCUAAUGUUAUGAUUGAAACAAUUGUUUGUGUGUUUAAACUGCCACUUAUGUUCCUAACUAACCCUUCUGAGGACAACACACGUCACCUUGGCUCUAAUUUCUCACUGUUUUUAUUCUCCGUAUUUAUUUGAGUCUUCUUUGGUUUACAGCCUUGCAUGCCUGUACAAAAUGCUAACUGCAAAUGAAGACUGAAUAAAUGUAUUCCCAGGCAAUAUAAA